AUGGCUCUCCAACGCUGUGGUCUCCCAGCCUUCUUCAGUGCCUGUCAUCGUGGAUUCGGACGACGCGUCUAUGCGCGGGCCUACGCGGCCGUCGGGUCCACCACAUACGUUGGCCAGCCACCCCCGCCUCCAUCCCCAUCGUCUUCUCUCCCGACUGCACCUCCUACGGCCCCCAAUUUUCCUUCUGUUUUCGAUGCUCGCAUUCUAUCAGAGCUCCGCCAUCGCGCCCAACCACCUCCUGGUAGCACCUCCUCCGUCCAAAUACAGCUUCCACAGCUGAUUGACCAGUACCUGGACCGGAGCGGGCUUGUUCUCGACAGCGCUCUGUCGUAUGAAUCGCGCCCUGCAUCAGAGAGGCAAGUGCUGUUCGAUGAAAACGGAGACGAUGCCAUCGCCAUGAUUGUGCACGCCGCCCAACAGGCGGGUGUGGGGCACAAAGUUACACAUGCCUCUGGCUUUGCCCUUAACGUGCCCGGCUUAGAGGGGCAAUCGGUCUUCGUCACUUGCGCGCAUACGUUGGAAGAGAUUAGACACAGCCGUCUUCUGCGUUCGCAUGCAGAACACCCUAGCCUCUCAGGCUCGUUCAUCGUCACAGGCAGCUCUUCGCCGACGUUCAGCCCCGUGUCGUCCGUCCUUUCCUCCCUUUAUCGAUCAGAUUUACUCCUGCUCUCCACCUCCACCCCGGUCCCUCUCAUCCGCACACUUCCCGUCUCGCCGUAUCCCGCACAGCCCGGGACACCUAUCCGCGUACACUUUGUGGCCGAGAAGCCUCAAAUUUGCGGGGCUGACGCAGAAGGGUGGCGACCCUGGAUCGAUGGGACCUGGAGUAAAUGGGUGAGAGGGACGCUUGUGGGGUACCGUGAUUUAGCUGGGCGAGAGGCCAAGCCCGGAACCUAUGAUGCGCUUUCCCAUUUAAUUUUCGACCCUCCGCCGACUCCGGGUUCGAGUGGCGGGCCUAUCAUUGACGAGCAAAGCGGUGCUGUCGUCGGUGUAAUGCUAGGUACACAAAUGCAGAACAGGGUAGAAGGGGUGCGUGGAUGGGGGGUGCCGUCUGAGCUGAUUUUUGAGAUGUUCAGCUUACCUGGGUUGAAGCUCACGAACAAGACAUGA
This is a messenger RNA of Fibroporia radiculosa, 1110 nucleotides long. RefSeq lists its product as uncharacterized. The coding region runs from base 1 to 1110 and encodes 369 amino acids. The transcript is spliced from 4 exons. The record is from RefSeq and is a predicted model, not a curated record. Lineage: Eukaryota; Fungi; Basidiomycota; Agaricomycetes; Polyporales; Fibroporiaceae.